UGGACUCAAACUCAGUUUUCAUAGAAUUCUCACAGUGCGAAUCAAUAGAAAUAGAAGAAACAAUAGUUUCUCUCCCUGCAAAGUGGCUAGAAAGAUGGCUAUUGGGGAGGAGCAGAUGAGGAUUGUGAAAAGCACGUGGAAAAUCGUGGCGGCCAAGGCGCCCACGGACACUGGAGCUGCGAUUCUACUGCGUCUCUUCGAGAAGUAUCCGCACAAUCAGAACUACUUCGCGUUCCGCGAUGUGCCGCUGACUUCUCUGAAGGGCAGCUGUCUCUUCAGAUCCCACGCGGGGCGGAUUGUGGAGGUCUUCCAGCACACCAUCGACGCCUUUGACACGCCAAACGCCAUGACCGCAAUUGUGGACAUCUGGAGUGACAUCGCGCGGACUCACUCCAGCAGGAUGAUCAAGAAGCAGUCGUACGAUGAGCUGAAGGAAGUGCUGCUGGAGGUCCUGACUGAGAUGUGCAAGCUGGAUCUGGAGCAAAAGACAGCUUGGAGUGUGACUUUGGACACACUCUUUAGCAUCGUGUCUGAGAAACUCUUAAAACUAUCGAGUGAGUGA
Molecule: messenger RNA, 562 nt
Organism: Phlebotomus argentipes
Lineage: Eukaryota; Metazoa; Arthropoda; Insecta; Diptera; Psychodidae
Product: globin CTT-I/CTT-IA-like
Exons: 1
Coding region: 95-562 (155 amino acids)
Molecular function (GO): heme binding; oxygen binding
Source: RefSeq, a predicted model, not a curated record